GGUCUCGGGCAGACAUAGCUGUCCCGCGGUUAGCUGUGGUCUGGCUGAGAGGGUGGCAGUGGGAGCGGCCCCACUCCUCUGCCUGUUGCUGAGGCCUGUGUUUCUCUCCUGUAAAUCUAAGGUGCCUUCAUGAAUAAUUUAAAUGACCCUCCCAACUGGAACAUCCUGCCAAAUCAGCGAGAGCCCGGGGAUGAGGGCAGCAGAUGGAACUACGCCUUGCUGGUCCCCAUGCUGGGCUUGGCCGCCUUCCGUUGGAUCUGGACCAGAGAAUGUCAAAAAGAAAUAGAAAGAGAAAAAAAUGAAUAUUAUAAAAAACAUUCAUCUUUACAAAGAGACCUGGAAGCCAAAUACCGGGAUAUAAUCACAGAAAAUCGUCGCACAGUUGCUCACUUGGAGUUGGAGCUUGAAAAGGAACGCAACAGAACCCUGAGUUACCGUGAAGCCCUGGUGUCCCAGAGUCGCAAACUAGUAGAAGAAAGAAGGAUCCUAGAACAGGAGCAGGAGAAGUUAGAGCGAGAAAAACAAGUCCUUUUGCACUCAGGAGCAGCAGGUAACUUGUACCAAAGGUGUCUGGCAAAGGAAGAAGAGUGGCAAAACAGAGCCAAUAUUUUACUAAAAGAAUUUGAAGAGGGACUUAAAGUAAGACAGGACAUCUACUGCAGUCUUGUUGUACCCAGAAGCCAGAGACUGGAAAUAGAGAAAAAUCUGCUAGUUAAAGCGGCAACUGAUCCUGUUGCUGUGGCUGUACAUAUGGAAAGUGGCUUGAAAGAUAUUUUCAAACAUGAUAACUACUGUGGCAAUCUGCUGAACAGAAACAAAAGUCAAAAUGGAAGACUUAUGUGGCUGUAUCUGAGAUACUGGGAACUGGCAAUUGAACUACAAAAGUUCAAGAGGGCAGAAAAGGCCAUGUUAGGAAAACAAUAA
This is a messenger RNA of Balearica regulorum gibbericeps (East African grey crowned-crane), 924 nucleotides long. The record is from RefSeq and is a predicted model, not a curated record. NCBI's taxonomy places the organism in Eukaryota, Metazoa, Chordata, Aves, Gruiformes, Gruidae.